Cooperia oncophora is the source of this 858-nucleotide messenger RNA. NCBI's taxonomy places the organism in Eukaryota, Metazoa, Nematoda, Chromadorea, Rhabditida, Trichostrongylidae. The record is from the annotation of a GenBank genome assembly.
AUGGGAGGACAGGAGUUUUCGUAUGUACCGAAGAUUAUGAACGGUGGAUUGGCUGGGAUAGUGGGGGUGACCUGUGUGUUCCCGAUUGACCUCGUCAAAACUCGGCUCCAAAACCAGCCAAUUUUGCCUAAACGGACAGGUACAGUACAAAGGAAUGUGAACAGACAUAGAAGCGCUGUCGUAUGCCUCACCGGCCGACCUACAGUUGACUGUGCAAAACAAACAUGGAGAUCCGGCGGAGCCUCUGUAUUUUCCAAGGUUCGAUUUUUUAUAAUCGACUUGGGAAAGGACCCUUGCUUGCAUAUGUUUCAUAGCUUCCAUUCAUGCUGUGUUAAUUUCGAUACUUUACUGCUUGAACAGGUUCAUGCGUUGUACUCUGGAUCGGCAGUCAAUAUAGUCCUCAUAACUCCCGAAAAAGCCAUCAAGUUGGUAGCCAACGACUUCUUUCGACACCAUCUCUCUGUGCCCGGACAAAAGAAGCUGUCAGCAUGGCGAGGAAUGAUCGCAGGAGGAAUGGCCGGCAUGUUCCAGAUUAUAGUAACCACUCCCAUGGAGCUACUCAAAAUACAGAUGCAAGAUCAGGGACGAACCGCAGUUCCUGGCCAAAAGAAGAUGACGGCGCUCGAACUCACCACUAAACUUUUGAGAGAAAAUGGCAUAGCAGGGCUGUACAAAGGGUUAGGAUCUACUUUCGCUAGAGAUGUAACAUUUUCUAUGAUGUACUUCCCUUUAUUUGCUUACCUAGACUCACUGGGACCUCGUAAAAGUGAUGGAAGCGGCGACGCAGUUUUUUGGACUUCUUUUGUAGCUGGUCUAGCAGCAGGAGCCUCAUCGUCGUUUGCGGUCACUCCCCUUGAU